AUGUCCGAUAAUCUGCUAUCUUUGUCGAAUCCCGUAGUGCCAUGCCAUUACGAAUUGUGCCUAGACAUCGACCCGUCAUCGCCCAAUUUCAAAGGUAAGGCCAAGAUCGAGUUGAAAUUCAAUCCGAAUUCCACCUCUUUAGCCUCCAUCGAGGACAAUUUCACCCAGUUCAAACUGCAUUCCAGGGACUUGGUUGUUUUGUCUGCGCAUGCCACCGUUGGCUCUGCAAAAUUCGAUCUGAAAGUGUCUCAAGACACCCAAAAUCAUUGGUCAGUUUUCCAGUCUGAAUCGCCAAUUCAAUUGUCCAACGAAUCACCGUUGGUCUUGUCCGUCCAAUACGUGGGUAAAAUCCGCAGCAUAAAGACCCACCACGAUGCGACUUUUGGUAUUUUCAAGACAAACUUCAUGGAUCCCAAAACAGGAACUUCCAACAACCAUGUGGUGGCUACGCACUGCCAACCGUUUUCCGCUAGUAACAUUUUCCCCUGUGUUGACGAACCUUCGGCCAAAUCCACUAUUCAAUUAAACAUUACUAUGAACUCGCAGUAUAAAGCCGUUUCCAAUUCGCCCAUCGAGGCUAUUGAGACUUUGGAUAAUCCGCAAAAACAUUUGGUAAAAUUCGCCACGACGCCCUUGAUGACCACUUCCGUGUUUGGUUUUGCCCUGGGUGACUUGGAGUUUUUGAAAACUGAAGUCAAAUUGCAGAAUAACAUAACCAUGCCUGUCUCCAUCUAUGCGCCUUGGGAUAUUGCUAAUGCCACUUUCACCUUAGACACAAUCCAAAAGUAUCUGCCUGUUUUGGAAUCCUAUUUCCAGUGCCCAUAUCCUCUGCCCAAGUUGGACUUCGUCUUAUUGCCAUAUUUGACAGACAUGGCAAUGGAAAAUUUUGGUAUGAUCACCAUUCAACUAAAUCACUUACUCCUUCCACCAAGUGCCCUGGCUAGCGAUACCAUCAGAGAGCAAGCCCAACAGCUCAUUGUUCAUGAGCUGGUCCAUCAGUGGAUGGGUAACUACAUUACUUUUGACUCAUGGGAGCAUCUUUGGUUCAAUGAGUCCUUUGCCACUUGGUUGGCAUGCCACGUCCUAGAACAGAAAGGUGAUUUGCCCCAAUAUUGGACUUCAGAGCCCUAUUUGCUACAACAAGUAGAACCCAUCAUGUGCAAAGACGCAUCUGAUUUCAAUAGCAAAAGUAUCUCCCAGAUUGCACAGCGGAAGACUAGUAUGAACUCACAUACAUCCGACAUCUUUGAUCCUGAGGCAUACGCAAAAGGUAUCGUUAUGCUGAGGUCUUUGCAAUUGGCUAUAGGUGAUACUCAUUUACAGAAGGGUCUCCAGAGUGUUUUUGAAGAUACCAAAACAUUCCAUGAAAGAAGCGUCAAGCCCAUGGAUAUCUGGAAUCAUAUCGGGAAGACUUUGAAAUCUCAAAAUAUAACUAAUUUUGUUUCAUCUUGGACAAGAACUCCAGGCUUACCUGUCGUUAAAGUAGAAUUAGAACAACAAGAUGGAAAGACUCAAACAAAAUUAACCCAACAUAGAUUUAUCAAUCAAUUGUCUAGCGAUGAGAAAGCCCAAUUAGAAGAUGUCCCAUACCAAAUUCCCCUAUUUGGUGUCUUGCCAGACUGUACAUUGGAUACCGAGAAUGUUUUAUUGACUGAUAGAACAUUAACGUUAAAUUAUCCUGUCCUGGUGCUCAACCAUUUUGCACAAGGUUAUUAUCGUGUCUCAUACGAAUCCAAAGAAUGCUAUACCCAAAUCAGCGAUAAAAUAAUCGAAGGUACGCUAUCCGAGAUUGACCUUUGGAAGAUUUUCUUAGACUUAUCGCAGUUUAUCGGUGACGAAAGUUUCCAGGGUUCUAUUCAUUUAGUUGGUCUUUGUGAGAUAUUGAACAACAUUGCUUCAUCCUCCUCAAAAAUUCCAUCAAAAUAUUGGGGCCCAUUAUCCAAGGGGUUGGAAAUUCUACAAACAACUGACCGUGCCAUUUUAUCAAGCUCUAGAUUACAGUCCUUUUUGAGAAAGAAGAUAAUUAUUCCACUUUUCGAUAAGAUUGAAUGGCCCCAGGGCGAAUUUGAUGAGAGCACAGAUCCUUACGAACUGAAGGUCAUGUCGCAAGUUUUGUUUUUGAACAAAAACUCUCAGAAAUGUGAUGAAUUGUGUCAAAUUUACUUCAAGCGUUUAUUGCAAGGUCCACGUUCAAGCGUCCCAUUAGAACUAGUGAAUUCCAUCCUUGUUGUAGUGUCUCAACAUUGUUCAAACAUUAAGCAGUGGAAAAAGAUAUUUGAUUUGGUCAAACACAGCUCUUGUGCUGGUAUCACGAACCACAUUGUUAACCUAUACAACCAAAGUAAUGAUGAAACUAUCAGCUCAAUCCAAAACAGUGCAAUUGAAUCUCUUGGAUUCUGUCUAGAUUUAGACAUAGUGAAAAAGAUUCUGAAUUUUGUCACUUCUAACAUUGAAUCCGAGGGGAUGGAACUGGCGUUAUUCGGGUUCAACUACAACUUUAAAAAGAGGUUAAACAAGAAGGGGAAACCCCAAGACGAAGUCGUUCGGGAAUUGAUCUGGAAAUGGUUCACGGACAAUUUCGACCAAUGGGCACGGAAGGCUACAAGGAAGGGCACUACUACAGGCGACCGUCUGCACAAGGUGUUGAGAAGCAUUUCCUUGGUAAUCUUUCAAAUGUUUGUUCCAGAUGAGCCAGAAAGGAUCGAAAAAUUCAUCAAUUUAAAAAAAGAAAAGUUGAGUCAACACUUAUUAUCAUUGGAUGACAUCUGGACUUCUGUUCAACAAGAUGAAGUGUCCAGAAAGACUAUAAGUAAGAUGCUGACUCCCAUCGUGUGA
Messenger RNA from Saccharomyces eubayanus, 2835 nucleotides. RefSeq names its product Tma108p (gene TMA108). Gene Ontology annotation, biological process: peptide catabolic process; proteolysis. The record is from RefSeq and is a predicted model, not a curated record. Gene Ontology annotation, molecular function: metalloaminopeptidase activity; zinc ion binding; peptide binding. NCBI's taxonomy places the organism in Eukaryota, Fungi, Ascomycota, Saccharomycetes, Saccharomycetales, Saccharomycetaceae. The transcript has a single exon. Bases 1 to 2835 code for a protein of 944 amino acids. Gene Ontology annotation, cellular component: cytoplasm.